GUUGCUAGGUAUGUGCUGUUACAGCUUGAAGCUUGUGCUCGUCCUGAGACCAGCAUGUGCUCUGUCCAAAUCCCCCAGCGCGUUUCAAAGUCCCGUCGACUGCUGGCCGUCUCAUGCCGAGGCCACCUGGAGACAGUACUCCCCGACUCUGCCCCUUUAUGCAAUGUCUUCACCCCAAAAUACAUUCCUAUAUCUGACGCUCGACCUUCUUGCCCGCUCGCUGCAGCACGCCCUCUGCCGGUAGAAGCACCGCUCAAGGCCAUUGGAGCCCAUGUUCCAGCUGUCCGAAUCAGGCCUUCCAUGGCCUGGUUCGGCAUGUCAAGAUGGGCAGUCCGUCUCUCGCCGCACCUGACAGGACAGCAGUGCCCGUAGCGCGCCCUAUGGCCCGACUUUCCCAUCCUCACUCUGCCUAUAUCCAGUCUGCCAUGAUAAAGUGCGUUUAGGCUUUGGGCUUGGGCUAACUUGAUUCAUGUCUUGUGGGCGAACCACCUACCUCUCACAGGGCAGGUAAAUAGCUGGACAUUAAUAUUCACUAGAGUGCAUACAACACGAA
Messenger RNA from Cucurbitaria berberidis CBS 394.84, 553 nucleotides. RefSeq lists its product as uncharacterized. The record is from RefSeq and is a predicted model, not a curated record. The coding region runs from base 55 to 372 and encodes 105 amino acids. Lineage: Eukaryota; Fungi; Ascomycota; Dothideomycetes; Pleosporales; Cucurbitariaceae. The transcript has a single exon.